This is a messenger RNA of Darwinula stevensoni, 402 nucleotides long. NCBI's taxonomy places the organism in Eukaryota, Metazoa, Arthropoda, Ostracoda, Podocopida, Darwinulidae. The record is from the annotation of a GenBank genome assembly.
AUGGAGGACGAACCCCACCCACUCGCUCCGGCCCGGGACUUGCGCCUGGAAGGAAGAUGGACAUGCGGCGAGCUACUGGAAGCCGUUCUGUCGUCAGAAGCGACGAGCCAUGUGUCGAGUGAGGAGUAUCAAGUUCAGUCUCGGCCUCCUCAGGAAGGAUCCGAAGAAGAGGCCGGGGGUGAAAAAGGAAAAUCCUUUGGAGCCCCCGCCUCCACCCCGCGUCCUCACUCCCGUCGACCCCCGUCUGCCCCUCACCGUGAGGCAAAGAAUCGCAAUCAUGGAGUCGUGGGAAGGCAUCUCAAGAGACAUGACACCCGCCGGGAUCCCCAUGUUAAUCAAGCGUUCACCAUGCUCCUUACAUCAUCAGCCACGAUCGCGUGCUAUCAUCCCGUGAUGCCGUAA